CCAAGAUAAUUGAACCUUUGUAAUACAUUGACAAAGUUUUAUGAUUAUAUUCUUAUCAAGAUAGGAAUAACUGAAAACAAGAAAUAUUAUACGACGAAAUAUAGUUAUGUUUUGGACAAUUGUUAGCAUAAGUUUUCUUAGUUUCUCUGCAGUAAAUGGUCAGUGUCUAGGACACUGGACAUUUCUUCAAGGGAGAUGUUGGAACAUUAGUUCAACUUCCGGCUCAUGGCAGACAGGAAUUGAUUAUUGCCAAAAAAUAGGUGGGGAUCUUGCAAACAUUGAUUCGGCAGACAAGCAGAAAAAUGUCACUCAAGUCAUUAAAAACGCAAACGAGAUAUCAAUUCACACAGAGAAUAGAUACCAUUAUCAUUAUCUUCAUGACCUAGGAUUAGAUGUGACAAAUACAACGUCGGUUACAUUUACAGUAAAGGCCUGUAACGACGCCCACAUUGCACUGUCGAGUGUUAAGGGAGACGACAGAAAGGACACGUACGAGAUUGUGAUUGGUGGAUGGUCAGAUUCUCAAUCAGUCAUCCGUGACUGUAAACAAUGUGCACAUAUGGCCGAAGUUCGCCAUCUAUCUCAUCCAGUUAGUUGUACGGAAGCACGUCCAUUUUGGAUAAGCUGGAACAAUAGUAGUAUCCGGGUUGGUAUGGGCAAUAGCGUCGGCGCACAACAAUUCAUGGCAUGGAACGAUCCUGCUCCACAUCCGGUCAACUAUGUCGCUGUAUCAACAGGAUUUGGUUCUACUGGAGACUGGACAUUUAAAAAACACCCCCACAUGCCCGGACAAUAUUGGAUUGGUGCAUCUGACUUUGGGGACAGAAAUGCGUGGACCUGGAUGCCGAGCGAAUCAGACUUGCACUACACGAACUGGUUUCCAGGACAACCAGACAACACCGACAAUAAACAACACUGUCUGGUUCUGGAUGCCAACAGUCAAAUGAAAUGGCGUGAUGAAAAUUGUGAAGAUCAUAAGAAUUUCCUCUGCGAGAAACAAAGAGAACAAUCUUCCAUUGUUGGAUGAUAGAUUUUCAAAAAUAAAAAAAAAAUGUACCAGAUAUCAUAUUUAUCAAUUAUU
Messenger RNA from Ruditapes philippinarum (Manila clam), 1081 nucleotides. Its product is annotated as C3 and PZP-like alpha-2-macroglobulin domain-containing protein 8. Bases 107 to 1027 code for a protein of 306 amino acids. Lineage: Eukaryota; Metazoa; Mollusca; Bivalvia; Venerida; Veneridae. The transcript is spliced from 7 exons. The record is from RefSeq and is a predicted model, not a curated record.